AAAGAUAACAACAACUCGUAACUUUUUUUUUUCUUUUUUUCUUUUUCUAAUUACUGCACCCUCUUGCGCCACAAGUAACUUGGUAAAAAGAUCUUUUACUUUACUAGGAUAAUUUCUCGAAGUUUCUGAAGAAAGAACCCUUUUUGUUUUGUUUGGUCCUCUACUCGCAAUCUCAAUUGUCUCUGUAACGUCCUUACUUCUUCAUCAUUCUCUUUGCGUUUCUUCUGCAUCUUUUUGCGGUUCACGUGUUGAUUGCUUUUGUCUCCCAUCUUUUUGUCUGUUACUAAAACUUUUUUUGCAAAAUUGGGUUUUCUCUGAUAAAAACAGAGUCUUUCAAGUUUCUUCUACUUUGGGUAUAACGAAGAUUCGAUAAAGUUUCAUAUUGUUCCCUUUGAUGUUGUAUAAUCCUAACUCCUAGGAAAGUAAUGAUGAUGAUGAAGCUUGAGGGAAGUUAUUAGUCUGACGAGGAAGAUAUAAAACCAUUCACAAAAGAGAAGAAAUUGAAAACUAGAGAGAGACAACAGUCAUGGAGAUCAAGUCUUACCAAACUCAAGCAGAGCAGUUUGUUGAACACUACUUAUUAGCAGAUCCAUAUCUUCCAUAUACUUCUGUUCUUGCUGGAAUCUUUCUCUGCAAAUUGGUGUAUGAUCUUACGGAAUUAUUCAGCUCAAUUCAUAUCAAAUCAUACUCAGCUCUCACAAAAAUAAAGAGAAUUGAAUGGAACAACAGGGGGAUUUCUACAGUUCAUGCGAUCUUUAUCUCAUUCAUGGCCUUCUACUUUGUGUUCUUCUCUGACUUCUUUUCUGACCAAAGAAGCCAUCAAGACUUUAACCUUAUGGUGUUUCGUAGCUCUCCUCUUUCCAACUUUGGUUUAGGAGUAUCGGUUGGUUAUUUUCUUGCGGAUCUCGCAAUGAUCUUUUGGUUAUACCCUUCUUUAGGAGGAUCAGAAUAUAUUUUCCAUCACUGCUUAUCUGGAACAGCAGUAGCGUAUUCUCUCUUCUCUGGAGAAGCUCAGCUUUACACAUACAUGGUUUUAAUCUCUGAAUUGACUACACCAGAGAUUAAUCUUAGAUGGUACCUUGACAUUGCUGGUUUGAAGCGAUCAAAAGCUUAUCUUAUUAAUGGAGUUGCUAUUUUCUUUGCUUGGUUGACAGCAAGAAUUCUUCUAUUCGUCUACAUGUUUUACCAUGUCUACACCCACUAUGAUCAGGUGGUACGAAUGCAUACAUUCGGUUAUCUACUGGUUUUCGUUGUACCGAUUGCAUUGAGUGUCAUGAACUUGAUUUGGUUUGGUAAGAUAGUGAAGGGAUUGAAGAAAACUCUUGAGAAAAGACACUGAAGAACAAUAAAUCUUUUUUUUUUUUGGUUUUCUUACUUCUUAAUGUAAAUAUAUAAAGCUCUUGUGUUGAAUUUUUACAGAUUCAAAAGCAACAAAUGGUUUAUUUAUUUAUUUUAUUUUACUGUUUACACU
Molecule: messenger RNA, 1471 nt
Organism: Camelina sativa (false flax)
Lineage: Eukaryota; Viridiplantae; Streptophyta; Magnoliopsida; Brassicales; Brassicaceae
Source: RefSeq, a predicted model, not a curated record